AUGCAAGAUAUGUUCAGUACUACGGCCCAGGAUCACCAGGGCAGUAUGGUCUCUCCCAGCUAUAUCACGAAGAACGUCACAGAGAUGAUUUAUAGCACGAUAGAAAGACACGAUACAGAACCGAGGUCGAUCAACAGCCAGAUUCACAAGAACCCGGAGCUAAGUUACGAAGAGUUCCUCGCCCACGACAACAUCGUCUCCCUCUUGCAGUCCCUCAACUUCAGAGUAACACCACAUGCCUACGGUCUAUCAACCGCCUUCGAAGCCGAAUAUGGUUUUAACGCCGAGUACGAUGCCCUGCCAGACAUCGGACACGCCUGCGGGCACAACUUAAUUGCCAUGUCUUCCAUAGCUGCAUUCAUCGGCCUUGCAUCCGCCCUCAAGGCUAGCAAUGUCCCUGGCAGAGUCCGUUUGCUGGGCACACCCGCUGAAGAGUAUGGCGGCGGGAAGUGCAAACUCAUCGAGGCGGGCGCCUAUCGAGACGUAGACGCUUGCUUGAUGGUCCACCCUACUACCGGCAUGGCAAUAGGGAAAUCCAGUACCACCACCUGUGAGUCAUGCGGCUGCAUUCCCACUGUCACCAAAUACGGCGGCCAAGCCUACACCAACUUCCUCGCAUACGACCAGUUCAACGCCCACUUCGCCGGCCGCCCUGCACACGCCGCGCUCGCUCCGUUUCAAGGUCUCAAUGCCCUUGACGCCGUCGUUCUGGCCUAUAAUGGCGUCAGCAUGCUCCGACAGCAGACUCGCCCCACAGAUCGGCUUCACUCUGUGAUCCUCGAUGGUGGCACAAUGCCCAACGCCAUCACUGCCUCAGCUACUACACAGUACUACGUCCGUAGCACGACCUCAUCGGAAGUAAACGCCCUGAAAGAUCGCGUCGUGGCCUGCCUCGAAGGCGCCGCCCUUGCCACCGGCACGACCCUUACGAUCGAGCACCUCAACAAGUACGCCGACAUGCGUCCCAACAAGACCAUCUGCACGCUCUACACUGACGCCAUGCGCGAAUUGGGCUCACGCGUCCUGCAUGAACCCGACACAGCCGAAGCGGGCCUCGGCUCGACGGACCAGGGCAAUGUUAGCUACGAGGUGCCUGCGUUUCACGGCGUCUUUGCGAUUCCGUGUCCGGAUGGGGUGUUCAAUCAUAUGCCGGACUUUACGGCGUGCGCGGGAACGAACGAGGCGUAUGAGGCGGCGGUGGUGUGUGCGAAGGGAAUAGCGGUUGUGGGGUGGAGGAUCUUGACGGAAGACGGGAUCGCUGAAAAAGUGAGAAGAGAAUUUGAGGAAGAUGUAAGGAAGAAAGGAAUGGACGGGUAG
Molecule: messenger RNA, 1317 nt
Organism: Cyphellophora attinorum
Lineage: Eukaryota; Fungi; Ascomycota; Eurotiomycetes; Chaetothyriales; Cyphellophoraceae
Product: Peptidase M20 domain-containing protein 2
Exons: 2
Coding region: 1-1317 (438 amino acids)
Molecular function (GO): dipeptidase activity
Source: RefSeq, a predicted model, not a curated record